This is a messenger RNA of Pseudomassariella vexata, 2162 nucleotides long. RefSeq names its product major facilitator superfamily domain-containing protein. Gene Ontology annotation, biological process: transmembrane transport. Gene Ontology annotation, molecular function: transmembrane transporter activity. The transcript has 2 exons. NCBI's taxonomy places the organism in Eukaryota, Fungi, Ascomycota, Sordariomycetes, Amphisphaeriales, Pseudomassariaceae. The record is from RefSeq and is a predicted model, not a curated record. The coding region runs from base 223 to 2001 and encodes 592 amino acids.
CCGCGCUACUGUUGACCAAGAUGCAACUGCAUGGAUCCAAAGACCCUCUGCACCCGCCCGAUGCGAUCAUCUUUACAUGUACGCCGGUCAUUCCCCAUGCUUUCUCAAUAUCGUUGAACGCAGCAGCUCAACGUUUAAUAACUGGGCUGCAGGCUCGUCUUCUUCAAUUCGAAAUUCUCUUCCUGUUUCCCUUGGAAGAGAAGAGGAGACGACGCCAGAGCCAUGGAACACGCGCAGCAGCCGCAGGCGGAUGGACAAUUGAACAAGGUGGCAAGGGAUGAGGACGAUGUCUUCCCCACCAAGCAGCUUACAAUUCUCGCAAUAUGUCGCUUCUCGGAACCGAUUGCGUUCAAUUCCAUUUUGGCGUACACGUACGUAAUGGUCCAGGACCUGCACGGCGGUGAUGCAACCAAUGCCGAGUUUUACGCGGGACUGCUCGUCUCGGCCUACGCCGUUGCCGAGGCUCUCACUGCCAUGCUCUGGGGUGUCGUCUCUGAUAGAUAUGGCCGGAAGCCCGUUGUCUUAUUUGGGCUCGUGGGCGUGGCCAUCUCGAGUUUGAUUUUCGGGCUCGCCAAACAGUACUGGGUUGCUUUGUUGGCACGCUUCGUCGGCGGCGCGUUGAACGGAAAUGUGGCCGUAAUGCAGACCAUGGUAGCUGAGAUGGUAAAGAAUCCGGACCACGAGCCGAAGGCGUACGCAGUGCAGCCUUUCGUAUGGGCACUGGGAUCCAUCAUCGGAUCGGCUAUGGGCGGUUUUCUGGCUCAGCCCGCUCGGUUUUAUCCUUCUGUCUUUCCCGUGGACGGGGUUUUCGGGAGAUUUCCCUACCUCCUGCCCAAUCUGGUGGCAGUGGCUACUAUUAUCAUAGCUGUCAUCCAGGGCAUUUUUCUUCUCGAAGAGACAAACCCUAUGUUCAUAAGUCAGGAAGACGGUAGCCAUGGACACGGAAAAGUUGCCAACCAAGAUGUCAAUGAGACGUCUCCACUUCUCCGCGUCACCAGCAUUUCCCGGUCCAUUGUCGGCAGCAUCCGUGAAGGCGGGCCCAAACCCUUGUUCCUUGAGGAAGGCCUCCCGACCGCCACUGGCCAGACUUUCGAUCUCCGGCGGUCCUCCUUCGGCACCAUCCAUUCAGUUCGCCUCCCCCACGACCACGCUGUCCUGGGAGCCUCCCACCACCAACACCAUGUCCAUGAGUACGAGCAGUACGAAGAGCCAGAGCCUCCAAAGCAGAAAUGGUACAACUUCACCAUCAUCAUGCUUACUUUUUCCCUGGUCCUGAUAUCCUACCACCAAAUGGCCUUCGGGUCUGUCUUGCCCAUCUAUCUCCUCGAUAAACGGGACCCUGCGGUUGAGUUGGGACCACACCUUGACAUAUAUGGUGGUUUAGGUUUCACCAUUCAUGACGUGGGCACAUACAUGGCCGUCAACGGCAUCAUCGCCCUCUUUAUCCAAGGGCUCAUCUUUCCCGUCUUCGUCGAAAAUGUCGGUGUAUGGCGCUCGUUCCUCGUCACCGUUCUCCUGUACCCACUGUCCUACAUACCUAUGCCUUUCCUUUCCCUGCUUCUCGGCACCGAGCCGGCAUGGCUUCUGCCUUUUGGCAUCUACGUGACCAUGUUCCUCCAGAAUUUCUUUGGCAUCAUCUGUGUGCCAUGUGCCCUGAUCUUGCUGAAGAACGCUUGCCCGUCGAGUCUGGUGUUGGGCAAAGUGAAUGGAUUGGCCAUGAGUGCUUGUUGUGCUGCAAGAACCGUCAGCCCGCCUCUCGUGGGUAUUAUAUACAGUGUUGGGGGUAGUUUGGCCGCGUGGUAUAGUUGCGCGGCGAUUGCUAUUCUCGGCUGCAUCCAGAUUUGGUGUAUACCUGAGAAUGAGGCCGAUGUGGGAAAGGUCGAGGUUGAGAGUGCCUUCAAGCUGAUUGAGGAGCACCCGGAUAGGCUGCACAUUCAAGGAGUGGUGGUUGAAGAUGAUGUCAUUGCAGAAGAUUCGGGUUACGAAGAUAAUGAUCGAUAAAGGAGUUUAUUGAACAUGCGAAUAGGUCUGGAUCUGCCAAUCGCAUAAUGUUGGCGUUUCGCAUCUCCGUGAAGCUCCGUAUGCAUUUUGUCAACAGUGCUUGCAAAGCGCUUGUAUUCUUAGUGAGAGGUCGAAUCCACAAUCACAACUUGCCUCUCUAC